Osmerus eperlanus (European smelt) is the source of this 1060-nucleotide messenger RNA. It is a transcript of the gene mul3, whose product is annotated as mitochondrial ubiquitin ligase activator of nfkb 1-A. The transcript is spliced from 5 exons. Lineage: Eukaryota; Metazoa; Chordata; Actinopteri; Osmeriformes; Osmeridae. Gene Ontology annotation, molecular function: ubiquitin-protein transferase activity. The coding region runs from base 84 to 902 and encodes 272 amino acids. Gene Ontology annotation, biological process: protein ubiquitination; organelle organization. The record is from RefSeq and is a predicted model, not a curated record.
GAACACACUGUUUCGUUUUCGAUUUUUGAUGAAGAGCUUUAUGCUGUCUGCAACUUAAAUUUAGCCCAACGUAUUAAAAGACAAUGAGCGACUUUCAGAUCAAUCCCUUGGUUCUGAUUGGAGUUGGUUCCAGCUUUGCCUUCUCUGGUUUGUUUUAUCACUUAUAUAAAGAAAAGAAGGAGGAGAUUCGAAAAAUGCAGGAGAUUCCAACUUUUAGACCAGACCAACACUUGGUAAGACUACUGAAGGCAUCCCCUCACAAACGACUGCAGUAUGUGGCAAUAGAAGGGCUGGUCCAGGCAGAAGGUGAACCGCUGACUAGUCAGUUCGUCCCACGGUGCUAUGGUGUGCUCCAGAGGCUUUCUAUUCAGGAACACUCGAAAGUAUGGAACUCCCUCACCAAAACAUGGAACUCCAGACAGAGGAACAAAAAGGAGACCAACAACGCAGUUCCCUUCUGCCUGGUGUGCCCCGGAGCGUACAUCAACGACCUGUACGUGAAGGUUCAGGCACCACUACAGGCCUCUGGUUGCUACCUGGAGCGGGUCUACCACCGAGUCCGGCACGCGGAGGAGGGCCUGGUGGACAUGAUGGUUCAGGGCCUCAGUGGUGAGAAGCCUGUGGCCCAGGAGGAAACAGAGGAGCUGCUCCGUGUCGGGAGCACCCUGACAGGGUUUGGGGAGGUGGUGCUGGAGGGGGGGCAAGUGAUGAGGCUGCAGGCUCCGCAAGGUGGCCGUCAAUACAUGUUGGUGCCAACUGACUAUAAGAGCUUCAUGGAUAGACAUGAGAGCUCGGCCACCAUGUGGAAGGGACUGACUGUAGCUUGUGGGAUCUCAGGUGCCUCUCUGUUGUUUGGCAUGCUCCACAGCUUGUUUGGAGAAAGGGGCAGAAAGAGAGAGUAGGUGUACUUGUGACGUGGUGGUUAUCCACCUACUGUAACAACUGGGAUGAUUACAGUUUGUAAACCAUGCCGACCUAAUUAAGUUUCUAUGCUAUUGCCUCAAAUUGUGUUAAUAUGUGAAUUACUAUGUUGUCUGCUCCCUCAAAUGGACAGAAUACC